AUGGAGGCUAGAUCAAGGGAAGAGAGGUUAAAGAUGGAGGCUAGGACCAAGCAAUUGGUAGAAGCUGAGAGGGAAAAUUUUCUGAGUCAGCUUUCCAAAUACAUCCCCAAUUUUGAUCCAAGCGUGCAGAAACUGAAUACAAUGUCCCAAAUCCAAGGGCAAAGUCCCAAAAAUCCAAUGUCGGACAAAGCAAGCUGCUCUGGAGCACUUGAUGUUAGAGCCUUUCAAUUUGAGGAGGAUACUGCCAAGAAUGGGGAAAAGCAUGAAGAAAUGAUGUCCGGGGAAGUAGAAAAGAGAGUAGAAGGAAAGAUAGUUGAGAUAGUUGAACAGCUGGAGUUGCCAUCUUCUUUACAAUCCAUUUGUAGCUAUGUGGAAUCGACACUAAAGCCUCAGGGGAAGGCUAUGACCUUUACUAUUGAGAAGGAGGUGUUUGGCAUAGAUCGUAAUACCUUCGUCUUGCAUGAAGAUAUUACCCAAUUUGCUGGCAUGGAGGAAAUUGGGGCUACUGUAGUUGCAGUAUAUAUGAGGUGCCUAUUUGAUCAUUUGAAAGCUGCAAAUAUGGUAAAUAUGGUUGGCUUUAUAGACCCUGCUCUAGUUAGUGCCGACACUGGUUCAUUAACUGAAAGAUCACGUGUCGUAUUCAGUCGACUUCAAAAAACAGAUGGUGAACAGAUUUUCCUGAUGCCUUAUAAUCCAGGCCGUCAUUGGGUCUUGAUCAUUGUGAGAGCAAAGAAGGAGACCAUCUAUUUUCUGGAUCCACUGCCUGGCAAUCGAGUUGUGGAUGAGGAGGGGAAAAACAUAGUGAACAGUGCUUUAAAAAUGUAUAAUUCACAUAUAGGCAGAGUAGGCCGUAAAGCAACUCUUUGGAAAACUCUGCCCGGCACUCCAAAGCAACCAAGCAGCGUAGAAUGCGGGUAUUAUGUCAUGCGCUUUAUGAGAGAUAUCAUAAAGGAUACUUCCCUGGAAUUUGAGAAGAUGUUUGCCAAGGGAAAGGAUCAAGCGCCAUACCCCCAAGCUGCCAUUGAAGAAGUUAGGAAAGAAUGGGCAGAGUUUGUUUGUGUUCAUAUGGAGUAG
Molecule: messenger RNA, 1074 nt
Organism: Prunus avium (sweet cherry)
Lineage: Eukaryota; Viridiplantae; Streptophyta; Magnoliopsida; Rosales; Rosaceae
Source: RefSeq, a predicted model, not a curated record